Molecule: messenger RNA, 627 nt
Organism: Cannabis sativa
Lineage: Eukaryota; Viridiplantae; Streptophyta; Magnoliopsida; Rosales; Cannabaceae
Exons: 2
Coding region: 1-627 (208 amino acids)
Source: RefSeq, a predicted model, not a curated record
AUGGGAGUUGUGGGAAAGAAAAAGGAAUUUGGAUGUCAUGAAAGAUGCAGAUCCAUGAAGCUAACACAUUUGAUUUUUGCAGAUGACGUGUUAUUAUUUUGUAAGGGUGACUUCAGUAGUAUUCAUCUCAUGCUACAGGGUUUGAAGCUGUUUUUUCAAACUUCUGGUUUGCUUCCUAAUAAUAGCAAAUCGGCAAUCUAUUGUAGUGGCAUGGAGGAGAAAGAGAUCCAAAGAGUAGUUAAUGUCUUGGGUUUCACUAAGCAAGAGGUUCCUUUCAACCAAAUACUGCUUCUUCCAACAAAGGUAGUUCAGGAAAUAGAGGGUAUAUGUAGAAGUUACAUAUGGAAAGGUGCAAGUCAAAUGGUUGGGCUAGGAAACAUUGCUUGGGCUAAGAUUUGUAAGCCAAAGUCAGCAGGAGGGAUCGGCUUCUUGAGUAUAGCUGAUUGGAACAAAGCUGCUUUAAUUAAGAACAUCUGGUCAAUUGCAACAAAAAAAGACAACCUGUGGGUCAAAUGGGCCCAUAGUGUCUACAUCAAAAAUGAAGAAUGGUGGGGAUACAAAGCCCCUCUCCAAAGCAGCUGGUAUUGGAGGAAGUUAGUUGAACUCAAGAAUGAGCUCAAAAACUGA